CGUCGAUUCACGCUCUGACUUGAUACUAAAAUUGCUAGGUUGUGUUGGUUUUGCGGUCCUUGCGACUCAGUCUGUUGAGGCAAGGAGGCCCUCCCCGCGGCGUGGAGGUCGUGUAAGUCGGACGUAGUAACCUGAAAGGAGAUAAAGAGUUAUCACAUGAUUUGAAAAAUACAUGUUGUGGACGACCACAAUUGAACAUUGAUCCGAACUUGUUCUACCUUCACGCCUGGGCGUCUAUCUCCACCUAAUCAACAAAAACCGUCCAGCGCGAAACAGGACCACGACAUGGCCUCCUUGCAGCGGGGGAUGUCGACCACAGGUCUCACCGUUCCCACUCCGGUGCGAGAGACGAUGGAGAAGCUCGCCAAAAAGCACCACCAGCUGGAACGGCAGGAGACGGACGUUUUCUACACCGCAAACCACGAGUAUGCCUUGGUCUAGUUGUAGAGUUCUUCUUCAGAGUCAAGUCAAUGCAGAUGGUGUGCCAUCGACGCAGCAGAGUCUGUCAUGGGGAGAUGGAGCAGAAAGAAAGUAGUCCGCUGUUGCCGGAGAUGUAUCUAUUGAUUCUCUGGGAUGAUUUUUCCGCAUAUAGUACUAGCAUUUUUGAUCUCCAUAGGCAACAUAUCAGUACGAUGAAAAUAUUGAUGCUGCUGUACGUACUUUCACUUUCACUUUGACGUGCCUCUGGCUACAUCCAGUUUUGCGACGGCAUUCGCCUCCAGAGUUCAACUCGCACCUGUCCGCGAACGACUGCACUACGCAGGAGAUUUGGCCGCGGGUGCUGAUGAUACAGCGGCAGCUGGGGGACCUGGGGAACAAGCUGGACCUGUUGCACGACAGCGUGGACUAUCACCUGUAAAAAUGUCUGGGUCUGGAAGAUUGCAGACUUGUCAUGCAUAUUUUGUAUGAUGAUUGAUGCCUCUGAUGCAUGAUCUAGCAACACAGAUUUUUAGAGGGCUUCCUAAUGCCUAUUCCGCAUGAGAAAGGCCCUCUCCGCGUAACACAAACUGGAGUCCUGUUGCUGGUCAUGCAAUACAGAUUCUUUUGGACUCCAAAGACAGCAUUACAAGUUGCAAUCUUCCAGACCCAGACAUUUUUGCAAUCCACAUGGACCCAAGUAUGGUCUGCGUAAAACUGGAGGAUGCGAAAACUGAGGUAGAGGAGUAUCAAAUGCAAAAAUGUUUGGGUCUAGAAAAAAGCAGCGCUUGUCAUGCAUAUUUAGCAUGACUCCUGAUGUCUCUGAUGCAUGCCCUAGCAUCACAGAUUUGUUGAGGGCUUUGUGAUGCCUGUACUGCAUGAGAAAUGCCCUCUCGGUGUAACAAAAAAUGGACCUCUUUUGCUGUUCACGCAAUGCAGAUUCUGUGUAGAAUCCAAAGGCAGCAGCACAAGUUGCAACCUUCCAGACCCAGACAUUUUUGCAUUCCAUAAGGAGACCGUGACGCGGAUUCAGGAGUUAGAGGAGCACGUCCAGGUGUCGAAAGUGUGCAGCACCGCGGAUUAUGCGACGGAAAUUUUGCUGCGGUUGGACAGCAUCCAAACGGAGUUGACGCAGGUGAAAAAGGAUUUACGGAAAACCGAGGCCGAGGUGCGGUUUGUGGAGAAAAACAUGUGCCAAUGCGUGGUGAUGUAGCAGUAGCAGUAGUGGACUGGUUGAUGAAUUUAAUCUAUCAUGUAAUGGGACAAAUAGAACUGAACAUCGAAGAGCAACUGCGUUUUAGUUUUACACUUUUACUAAUAAAACUAGAAGUUGAAUGAAAGGAGAAACAUCGGGAAUAUCGACCCAUUUCUAAUUUAUGAAAGUUGAUUUCCAAGAAGAGUUUUUGUGAAUACUACGCAUUUUACAACGGAAAAUUAUUUCUGGUUUUGAUGCUGAGCAUGUAGCCGGUUGCGUUAUGGAAAAAGAAUCACACUCACACAGACUGCUGAGCACAAGAAUUCAUCUAAUGUGGACAGUGAUUUUCAUUCUUUGUAAGGUAGUUUCAGGAGGUUCAUGAAAGUUCAUGGCAGAAGAAGUUCCACAGCCAAGCUUUCUCGGAUGAAAUUUUUGAAGGAUCAUGAAGCGAGUUGUUUAGAAGUCGAACACAUUCUGUAUAUCUUUUUGGCGGCGUUUCCUACAUUGUGCAGCACUUGUGUGUCCUCGUGCGCCGCAGGCAUUGGAGGUAAUGCGAGCUUUGUAUUCGCAAUCAUUUUUAACCGUGCCGAAGCGAAAUAAUUAUUGCGAAGCAG
Amoebophrya sp. A120 is the source of this 2226-nucleotide messenger RNA. Lineage: Eukaryota; Dinophyceae; Syndiniales; Amoebophryaceae. The record is from the annotation of a GenBank genome assembly.